Messenger RNA from Pundamilia nyererei, 922 nucleotides. RefSeq lists its product as uncharacterized. The record is from RefSeq and is a predicted model, not a curated record. Bases 38 to 922 code for a protein of 294 amino acids. The transcript is spliced from 4 exons. Lineage: Eukaryota; Metazoa; Chordata; Actinopteri; Cichliformes; Cichlidae. Gene Ontology annotation, cellular component: nucleus; cytoplasm. Gene Ontology annotation, biological process: regulation of DNA-templated transcription.
GCUACCCUUACCUCUCGAGCAACACAGCUGAACCACCAUGAACAGCGAGGAGCAUUUAUCGACACCCAGGAAGACGGUCCUGCCCCCUCUGUCCAACAGGACCCUGUACCACCCCUCCUUCCUGCCGCUGUACAGGGCCGCAGGCCUCCCACGCCACAGUCAAGAAAACGCUCAAACAGCUCACCCCACCACGCCCGCAGAGUUCUUCUACACUGACCCCACCAUGUGCUGUGGCAGGAGGAUCCCCAAUAGACUCAGUGGGUUAAAGGUAUUUGAUUGCUUGCAGCUCAACACGCCACGACCCAUCAUGUCCGCCUGCCUGGCCCCACCAAACCGCCCAGACCCAUUCAGAUCAGGACCACACCCCACUAGAGAUCUGGGUAGCCCCACUUGGAGAACACAAACCAUUCACCCUCAGGUCCAGCCAAGGCAGGUUGUCCUCCAGCUUACACAGGAAGAGGACCAGGCCGUUACUAACCUGCUGAAACUGCACUACCAAAUGGACGAUGACUCAAACCUCAGUCAUCCUUGUGCCAAGGAUGGUGAGGAGGGGUACAAACCUGCUCGUGGUGCACUGAUAGAGGGAACGGUUUGGUCAGAUGCAGAGCUUGAAGUCGCUGACACUCUCUCGAGUCAAUUAAAACUAAAUUAUGUUGACUUGUUGAAGGCCCAAAACCGAAAUGAAACAGCAAACACUCCUCCCGGUCCUCUGCUAUGCCCAAGCCCUCAAACACACCAGGAAGCUGAAGCUCCACUUGCAUUAGGAAGUAGCGCCGUUCCCCUGAAGACAUCCCCAGUGAUCAAGACCAAAGUGAGUGUCUUUGAAGGGUUUAUGGAAGCAAAGGAACAGAGGCUCUCAGAUUUGGAGGGCGAUGCCGUGGACAUGCUCCUGAGCCUUGUGGAUGUUGAUAUCACACAGUGA